Molecule: messenger RNA, 666 nt
Organism: Adineta steineri
Lineage: Eukaryota; Metazoa; Rotifera; Eurotatoria; Adinetida; Adinetidae
Source: the annotation of a GenBank genome assembly
AUGCCGAUUCCUGAAUUUAAACUAUGUGUUUUUGGCACUGGUGGUGUUGGAAAAUCAUGUUUGACGAUGCAAUUUGUUCAAGGUAUUUUUUUACCAAAAUAUGAUCCAACUAUUGAAGAUGUCUAUAAAAAAACAGUUGAAAUUGAUGAAAAACAAUAUUCAUUAGAAAUAUUGGAUACAGCAGGAACUGAAGAAUUUUCUGCUAUGAGAGAUUUAUAUGUUAAAAAUGGUCAAGGUUUUGUUCUUGUCUAUUCUAUCACAUCACAAGCAACAUUUAAUGAUUUAAAUGAAUUUUAUGAUAGAAUAAUGCGUGUUAAAGAUUCAGAACUUCAUGGUCAACCACCUGUAAUACUCGUAGGUAAUAAAAGUGAUUUAGAAGAUGAAAGAGUGGUUGGUCGUGAAAUGGGUCAAGCAUUAGCACGAAAAUGGAAAUGUACUUUUCUUGAAACAUCUGCUAAAGAUCGUGCAAAUGUUAAUGAAAUUUUUUUUGAUCUUGUUCGACAAAUUAAUCGUUCAGCUAAUAAUCCUGCAAGUCGUCAUACACCACGACCAGCAUCAAAUGAAAGUGCACCAAAUCGACGAACAAGCAAUUUAACAUCAGACAGUGCACCAACCUCACGUAAACGUAAUCGUAGUCAUCGUACUGAAAAAUGUAUUCUUCUUUAA